AUAAGUAUCGAUGAACUGUGAAAUGCUCUUCAAAUGUCGUGCACGGUGCAUGCAUAUCGUUGCAUCCAUUUCCCUCUCUGCAUGCGUAGACGCUUUCCUCUCUCCCUUUCUCUCUCUCUAUCUCCGCAUCGUCUUUUCGAUUCGAUUUGAGGCGUUUUCAGCUGCAAUUGGGCGCAUGGGCUCUGUUUUCGUUUGAGGAACUUCGCAUGCGGACGUUGGAUUCGUUAGAUUCGGACGAGGAAAUCCUGAGAAUUUGAGAGAAAUGGGGUCGAAGAAAUGCAUGAAUGAGAAGUGCUGCGGAACGACGUCGUUGGAUUUGAAGAGAGGAUGGAGCUUGAAAUCCGGUGGAUUUGCUUCUCUUUGUUACAAGUGCGGAUCUGCAUAUGAGAACUCUGUUUUCUGUGAGACGUACCAUUCAGACGAAUCUGGUUGGAGGGAAUGCAAAACAUGUAGGAAGAUUCUUCACUGUGGAUGCAUUGCUUCAAAACAUUUAUUUGAAUACAUGGAUGUAGGUGGUGUUGCAUGCAUAAGUUGUGUUAAGCGUUUGGAAAUUCAGUCUCUGCAGCCAAUGCAGAUUCCAAAUAUUAUUUCAGGUGGCAAAUCUGCCAACAAAACAAGUUCUCAGGAGGCCCAGCCGAUACUGCUUGGACUUAAAGUUGACGAUGAGACACGGAAGCUUCUACAGAUGUCGAGGGCUAUAGGGAGUGUGCCUCCAGCAGUCGAACUUGAGAAAGAAGAAUCUGUGAUUAGAUAUACAGAAAACAGUAAACGCGUACAGAGUCACCCCCAAAAUGGUUCAUCGUCUGUUUUUGCCAAACCCAACUACAGCCGCCCAAAACAAGGGGUGAAAGAUAUGUAUGAAUCUCUUGCUCUUGCGUCCCUGAAGUUCUCACUGACCUCUCAUUUGGCUAGUUCAAGCAGUGUGCUGGCUAUUCCUGCUCAGGGCGCGCCUGUUCCUGGUGGGAUGGUCGAAUCAAAUGAAACGUCGAAAGGUUCUUUGCAACAUGGGCAAAAGGCGCACCAUGUCUCCCCCAAACCCCCCAAACCCAUCCCAGCAGGCUCGGAGGCGAAUAAAGGAUCAGCUUCACAGGCGCGUGUUCCUAGGCCUCCUACCGAAGGGCGGGGCAGCAAACACUUACUUCCUCGGUACUGGCCUAAGAUCACUGACCAAGAAUUGCAGCAAUUAUCGGGAGAUUUUAACUCCACUAUUGUACCAUUGUUCGAGAAGACUCUUAGUGCCAGUGAUGCUGGGCGAAUUGGUCGUCUGGUUCUUCCAAAAGCAUGUGCUGAAGCGUAUUUUCCUACUAUCAAUCAGUCGGAAGGUAUACCUAUAAGAAUUCAGGACAUAAAGGGCAAAGAGUGGACGUUUCAGUUCAGAUUUUGGCCUAAUAAUAAUAGUCGGAUGUAUGUUUUGGAGGGCGUAACCCCAUGCAUUCAAAAUAUGCAGUUACAAGCUGGUGACACAGUGAUAUUUAGUCGGAUCGAUCCCGGGAGCCAGCUCGUCAUAGGCUGUCGAAAGGCAGCUAACAACACUGAUGUGCAGGAGCCACAAGCACCACCAUCCUUGAACUGUGAUUCUCUGGGAGAGGCGUCGUCUUCUGGGGUUAAUGAUACUCAUACUUCUAACGGAGGCCAAGCAUCUGACGAUCCACAGCCGCAUCUGACCACAGCAGAGAAGAAGAAGGCUAGAAACAUUAAAAACAAGAGGCUUCACAUGAAUAACGACGAGGCAUCUGAACUUAGGGUCACUUGGGAAGAAGCUCAGGAGCUGCUUCGUCCAGCUCCGUCUUCUGAGCCAACUGUGGUCACGGUUGAUGGCUAUGAAUUCGAAGAAUUUGAGGAGCCACCUGUUUUUGGAAAGAAGACUAUUUUCAUUUCUCAACCUUCUGGUGAGCAGGAACAACUGGUUCAAUGCGACAGUUGUUCGAAAUGGCGAAGGUUGCCUGCCAAUGCACUCCUCUCUGCAAAGUGGCUGUGUUCUGAUAAUAUCUGGGACUCGAGCAGGGCCGCGUGUUCUGCUCCAGAGGAUGUAAGCCCGGGAGAUCUCGAUUCCUCUAGCCUUAACAAAGAAAACAAGAAGCAACGCUGCACGGAAAGUGCGGCGUCGAAAGGAGGGGAGCCGUCCGGGCUGGACGCUCUGGCGAACGCUGCGGUCCUCGGCGACAGCGUCGCCGACGCGGGAGAUAACUCGGCCGGGGCCACCACGAAGCACCCGCGCCACCGUCCCGGCUGCACCUGCAUCGUCUGCAUCCAGCCUCCGAGCGGGAAGGGCAAGCACGAGCCCUCGUGCAAGUGCAACGUCUGCCUGACUGUCCGUCGUCGCUUCAAGACGCUGAUGAUGCGCAAGAAGAAGAAGCAGUCGGACCGCGAGGAGAAGGAGAAGGAGGACAGCAGGGCCGCGAAGGAAGACAUCGCAGGGAUGGCGCUCCUUGACAUGAACAACCCGGGAAAGGAGACGGGCGGCGGUGGCGGCAACGGGGAUCAAACUGCGGAGACGAGCAGGGGAGGGGGACUGGACUUGAACUGUGACCCCCGCCGGGAGGACGAGAUCCUCGCGGAAUCCUCGGCUGCUUUCUCGCCGGUGGACGUGUUCGCGGGCCAGAACGGAGAGUGAAGACCGGAGAAGUUGUUUGUUUGUGUGUGUUUUCGUUGAAACUAUAGAGAGGUUUUCUCAAGAGUUCCUACAGUUGCCUUAGAUUAUAGAGUCCAUUUGUCUUGUUAAACUAUGUCAAUAUAUAUAGACAUAUAUUUUAUAUUUUAGUAUUUCAUCUUAGUUUGUGUUGGUGGAAACAUGAAUUGUGUGUUUAUACUUGGAGAAAAAUCCCCCCACAGUAGCAAUAUAUAUCAAGAAAAGGUUUUGUUUCUCUUUUCUUA
Molecule: messenger RNA, 2874 nt
Organism: Salvia splendens (bonfire salvia)
Lineage: Eukaryota; Viridiplantae; Streptophyta; Magnoliopsida; Lamiales; Lamiaceae
Product: B3 domain-containing transcription repressor VAL1
Exons: 15
Coding region: 263-2614 (783 amino acids)
Molecular function (GO): DNA binding; zinc ion binding
Source: RefSeq, a predicted model, not a curated record